AUGACAAAAGCUUACUUCCGGACGAGCCCCCAGCUCCUGCCCCCUUCGCCAUGACGUAGACGCGUUCUGAUUGGUCUAAACCUCGUGACGACGGCCCCCCCUCGACGCUGCGGAGCGGCCACUCCCCCCCGCCGGCUUUGUCUCUGACGUCACUGGAAGUCGCUGCGCAUGGUGAAGGGCGAAGCAGGACUUUGUCCCGAAGGGGCAGGUAGCGGGCGUAUAAAAACUGCCGGCUGCCCAGCGCAGGUCACCACGACCCCGGACAAGGCUUUGGUGCACAGCAGAAUGGCAGCAUCGGACAGGAUAAUGCUGGGUCCCCUGGUGGGAGCCAUCGACCAAGGAACAAGCUCCACUAGGUUCUUGGUUUUCAACGCCAAAACAGCCGAAUUACUGAGCCACCACCAGGUUGAGAUCAAACAGAAUUUCCCUAAAGAAGGAUGGGUGGAGGCAGACCCCAAGGAGAUCCUGCAGUCUGUGUAUGAAUGUAUGGAAAGGACCUGUGAGAAGCUCUCCCAGCUAAAUAUCGACAUUUCCAACAUUAAAGCUAUUGGAGUCACCAAUCAGAGAGAAACCACCAUUGUCUGGGAUAAAGAAACUGGAGAACCGCUCUAUAAUGCUAUUGUUUGGCUGGACCUCCGCACGCAAUCCACAGUAGAGCGACUGAUCAACAAAACGCCAGGGAGGAACAAGAAUCACCUCAAGAACAAGACGGGACUCCCAAUCAGCACGUACUUCAGCGCGGUGAAGCUGCGCUGGUUGAUGGACAAUGUGGAGGAGGUCCACAGUGCAGUUCUGUCAGGACGAGCUAUGUUCGGCACCGUCGACUCCUGGCUCAUCUGGUGUCUGACAGGAGGUAGGCAAGGUGGCGUUCACUGCACGGACGUGACCAAUGCCAGCAGGACCAUGCUGUUUAACAUUCACACUUUGGAGUGGGACCCUGAUCUGUGCAAGUAUUUCGAUGUUCCAAUGGAUAUUCUGCCAAAAGUGAGAAGCUCCUCUGAAAUAUAUGGCUUAAUGAAAAUAAGCUCUAGUCUGGUGAGUAGGAGUUUUUCUCGCAUGUCCCACUUGUGGUUCUGUUUCCCUCCUCGUACAAUUCAAACAAUUAACAGUGCAUUUCCAAUUUUUUGCCAUGCAAGGGGCUCGGUAGCCAUUGCCGGAGCUGUGGUUCAGUGGCUGAGGGACAACCUGGGGAUCAUCCAGAGCUCAGGAGAGAUAGAGAAGUUGGCUGCCAAGGUUGGCACUUCCUAUGGGUGCUACUUCGUCCCAGCGUUCUCAGGCUUGUACGCCCCAUACUGGGAGCCCAGUGCCAGAGGCAUCAUCUGCGGCCUCACGCAGUUCACCAACAGGAAUCACUUUGCUUUCGCGGCUCUGGAGGCUGUCUGCUUUCAGACUCGGGAGAUCCUGGAUGUGAUGAACCAGGACAGUGGGAUGCCCCUCACUCAGCUCCAGGUGGAUGGAGGAAUGACGGCCAAUAAGCUUCUGAUGCAGCUCCAGGCAGAUAUUCUAUGUAUUCCCGUGGUGAAGCCCUCCAUGCCCGAGACCACCGCCCUGGGGGCAGCCAUGGCAGCAGGGUCUGCCGAGGGGGUCAGCGUGUGGAGCCUGGUGCCGGAGGACUUGACCGCUGUCACCUGCGAGAGAUUCGAGCCUCAGAUCAACCCUGAAGAAAGCGAAUACCGGUACGCUCGUUGGAAGAAAGCUGUGCAGAAAGCCAUGGACUGGGAGAGCACUGAGCCACUUUCAGAUGGAAACGGUGAAACUAGUAUCUUCAGUAGCCUGCCAUUGGGGUUUUAUAUACUGGGUAGCAUGUUAAUGUUAAUUGGAGCGAAGAGCAUCGCAGGUUACCAUAAGUAAGUUCUUGCACAUCACUCUGAUCCCAUCUUGCCUGUGUUAUGGAGCCUUGUGAAAAGCGUUCCAGGUUUACAGACUGUAGCCAGUGGUCCUUAACAGCACCCAGUCAACUGGGGCCUUGUGUGGCUUGGUCCCCUGAAAGCUUCGAGGCUGGCAACCACUUGGAGAAAACCUCAGACACGUUACACUGAAAUGGAAAAGGGAAUUUUCCACAAAACAGUCCCUGGUGGUUUCUGUUUGGAUGCUGACAACCCUGUUCACUUAGAGUGUUUUGUCCCCACUAUGUACUGUAACA
Lepisosteus oculatus (spotted gar) is the source of this 2143-nucleotide messenger RNA. Lineage: Eukaryota; Metazoa; Chordata; Actinopteri; Semionotiformes; Lepisosteidae. The record is from RefSeq and is a predicted model, not a curated record.